Striga asiatica is the source of this 1515-nucleotide messenger RNA. NCBI's taxonomy places the organism in Eukaryota, Viridiplantae, Streptophyta, Magnoliopsida, Lamiales, Orobanchaceae. The record is from the annotation of a GenBank genome assembly.
GUCAUUUAUGUAUAUCACUUUAAGUGAAAACUUUUGCAAGAAAACAUGUUCUCAAAUUUUAACGAUAUAAGUUAAAGCUAAGAAGUUCACUUAAUCAGUUCUUAAUUGCCUUCAUAGAACCCAUUUUUAACCUAAAAGUGACCUCUCACUCCACAAAAGCCCUAGCUCACCUCGGCGCGUUUUCAAAUGGAGAACGAUGGCAACAACAGAAACGAUGUAUUGCCUUCGCAAGCUCUGCAAUCCCUAUCAAUUUCUCCUCAGCCACAGCUAAGCGUUCAGGAGAGGUUCGAUAUAGUAAGGAGCAUUGGUGAAGAGUGCAUACAGGAAGAUGAGUUGCAGAGAUUAUUGGCUAACAAACCCCAGCCCAUUUGCUAUGACGGGUUUGAGCCCUCGGGCAGAAUGCAUAUUGCUCAGGGUGUUAUGAAGGCAAUUAAUGUGAACAAGCUGACUUCUGCUGGCUGCAAAGUGAAGAUAUGGAUUGCAGAUUGGUUUGCCCAGCUGAACAACAAAAUGGGUGGCGACCUGAAAAAAAUCCAAGUGAUAGGGCAGUACCUGAUCGAGAUAUGGAAAGCAGUGGGGAUGAAUAUUGACGGAGGUCAGGUCGAAUUUCUGUGGUCUUCUGAGGAGAUCAAUUCUCGGGCUCAUGAGUAUUGGCCUCUUGUUAUGGACAUAGCAAGGAGGAACAAGCUUCCUAGGAUAGUCAGAUGUUGUCAAAUUAUGGGCCGUACGGAGCAAGAUGAAUUAUCGGCAGCUCAGAUCUUCUAUCCUUGCAUGCAGUGUGCUGAUAUUUUUUUCCUUAAGGCUGAUAUUUGCCAAUUGGGCAUGGACCAAAGGAAAGUAAAUGUGCUUGCAAGGGAGUACUGUGACGACAUCAAAAGAAAAAAUAAGCCUAUAAUUUUGUCCCACCAUAUGCUACCAGGUCUGCAGGAAGGACAGGAGAAGAUGUCUAAGAGUGAUCCAUCUUCAUCCAUUUACAUGGAAGAUGAAGAGGCCGAUGUGAAUUUGAAAAUAAAGAAAGCAUUCUGCCCCCCAAAAGUUGUGGAAAAGAACCCAUGCCUGGAGUACAUCAAGUUUAUCAUUUUUCCAUGGUUCAAUGAGUUCACAGUCGAGCGAAAACCAGAGAAUGGAGGUGACAAGACUUUCAAGAAUUUUAAAGAUUUAGCCGAUGAUUAUGAAAGUGGGGAAUUGCACCCUGGGGAUCUCAAACCUGCUCUAGCCAAAGCAUUGAACCGGAUUCUACAGCCGGUUCGUGACCAUUUUAACAGCGAUCCCAAAGCUAAGGACCUGGUGAAAAGGGUGAAGCUCUAUCCUGUGAGCAAUCCUCCCUACCAAACAACAGCUUCUGAUGUCCCACAUCGAAAACCAACCUCACGUUCUGCUGUUGGUACGCGCCUAAAACCGUCUCUUUAUUCCACUCUCACCGCCAGGCAAAUCCGAUCCUCCGCCACUCUGAACACGUUCUCCGGCUGCACCUCCAAAUCCCCCCCUUGGAAAUGGUACGUCAUGCUCGGGUAG